AUGCGCAAGGAUACAGAAAAGGUCAAGUUGGCUCACAAUGGCAAAGCGCUAGCUACGAUGCACGGCUUCUCUGCAGACGACCAAAAACGCCUCGAACAAGCGCUGCGCGCAUCCGCAAAGACAAUUGCCCCAAAACCAAUUGGCAAAGAUCGAAAUGCACUCUACGCAUCCCACAAGGAGCAACUCUUGACUCAAUUCCAAAGUCACUGGGAUCGGUCCAAGGCCUCAGACAAAUGGACCAAGAGCUCGAUCAGCAAGAUCCUCUCCAACUACCUCUUCGACUACAACAAGCAUCAAGGCACAUCCAAGACAGUGUCCAAGAAGAAGGCAGUAAGGAAGACCCACGCUCCGAAGCCAAAGGCCAGUGAGCCAAAGCACAUUGUGUCUUACCUCAAGGAGGACAGCCCUCCAGAAUCGACUGUGAGACCCUUGCGCAAUCUCAAAAGCCCGUUCACCUUCAGACCCAUCAACCAAAGAUCACCAUCGCCCAGUGAUCGGCUCGUCAAAGGACUUUCGGAGUCGCCGUUCGACAAGCCGCAAAAUUCGCGAAUCGACUCGGUUCUCCCAUUCACACAGCACAGUCCACCCGAUCCAGAGUCCGAGGAUCUGGAGCCCCUAUCAAAACUGGCCGAGACAAUCGUAGUUGUCAGACCAAGUUCGUCAGACCCUCACGAACGCACUAUGAUUUCCUUCCCGCUAUGGCGCUGUCAGAAUCCUGUGAACGGAAGAGACGCAGCGCCAGAAUUCCUUCAUGAUUGGCGCGAUUUGUCCUUCACGGACUUCUUGCGUCAGCUCAAGGCCGAACAAGCGCUCAACCCUGGAGAGAUGGUAGUUUGGGGCGAUUACAACCAGGUGCUCACCAGCAACAUGACCUUCGCCGGUGCAGUUCAAGAACAACUUCAAGCAGCUCCGUACAAUGACUCGGCUCUUAACGAGGCUACAUUCAUGGUUGUUAGCAGUAAGUCUCUUGCUUCAAUCUUAGAAGGAUCUUUUGCUAACAUCUGGUCAGAAUCUAAGAUGACCGAGUAA
Molecule: messenger RNA, 1029 nt
Organism: Aureobasidium vineae
Lineage: Eukaryota; Fungi; Ascomycota; Dothideomycetes; Dothideales; Saccotheciaceae
Source: the annotation of a GenBank genome assembly